AUGCGUGUGGAUGCACUUGCGAGGAGCUGUAGCCCUGCCACCGGAAACUGCGUAGGUGGAGUCGAUCAAAUCGCGAGUGUGGAUAUUACGCAAGGUGCGAGUUUUCCAGCCAUUCCUAUGGCAUCGAGCGCCUCGUCGCAGGUGUACCCUGCUUCGGCGCCUUCAGCGGGCUACUUUACCGCUUCUCAAGCUAUAUUGAACCCAAAUGUUGUAGCCCAUGGCGAUUCUCGCUCUGCCGAAGCGCUGACACAAGGACAAUACCUGUCGUUUCCAGCUUCGAUGUUUACCGAGCUGUGGCUCUGGUACAACAUCCCUGUGCUGUGUGCUCAGCUCCUAGUCCAUCUGCAGAAUGUUCAAAUGACGAUGUUGGUCAUGUUUCAAGUGUGA
Messenger RNA from Phytophthora nicotianae INRA-310, 387 nucleotides. RefSeq lists its product as hypothetical. The transcript has 2 exons. The coding region runs from base 1 to 387 and encodes 128 amino acids. The record is from RefSeq and is a predicted model, not a curated record. Lineage: Eukaryota; Oomycota; Peronosporomycetes; Peronosporales; Peronosporaceae.